Nematocida parisii ERTm1 is the source of this 603-nucleotide messenger RNA. RefSeq lists its product as uncharacterized. The record is from RefSeq and is a predicted model, not a curated record. Gene Ontology annotation, molecular function: GTPase activity; GTP binding. The transcript has a single exon. The coding region runs from base 1 to 603 and encodes 200 amino acids. Lineage: Eukaryota; Fungi; Microsporidia.
AUGGAGCGCAGGGCUAAAAUAGUAAUACUUGGUAGCUGUAGUUCAGGGAAAACAAGUCUAGCAAAGAAGUACAUAAAUGGAGGGUUUGACCCAAAUCAAGCUGCCACAAUUGGUGCAGCGUUUCAAACAAAAGAAAUACACAGGGAUGGAUAUACAUUACACUUAGAUCUGUGGGAUACAGCAGGGCAGGAGAGGUACGGGGCAAUUGCACCCUUAUACUACAGAGAUGCCAAUACCGUAGUUGUAGUAUAUGACAUAACAGAUAAGUUGAGCAUAAAAAUAGCCCAGCAGUGGUGCUCUGAAGUAAGACUGAAAAACAAAACAGCGUCCCUUGUAGUGUUUGGCAACAAAACAGAUCUUUUGUUUAAAUCAUCAGAGUCUUCUACAUUUAUGAACAAAGGGUUUCCAGAUGUAGGGGUGGUUCAGAAACUCAGGGAAAUAUCAGAGGUGACCCAAAAUUACUUCACUGAAUAUGAAAUAUCUCAUUUUACUGGAUCUGCUAAAACAGGAGAGGGUGUCAGCUCUUUAUUUAAGCAUAUUUCAAAUAAUACUUCUUAUGUCGAAAGAAUCCUUGUACAGCCAACUGUCUGGUGCUGUUUAUAG